UAUCACAUGGAGAUACGAUGUUGGUAAUGUUUGUUUCUUGAGCAUUGUUUUUUCACAAAUCUUGAAAUGUUUUGAUUUUUUUUUGCAUAAUGAAAGCUUCGUGAACAAUUAUUUCCUCAACUGUGUUAACUGUACCAAUCUACUAUAAUCAUGGCCACACCAACUAAUGAUUUAGAAGGCUUACCUGGUCAAAAUAAUGAUGCUUUUGCCGAAUUGACCAAAAUUUAUAGUCCUGAUAAAUGGGAUUAUAACAAAGCAUUAGUUCCUUUUAUGCUUGGAAAAGGAGUAAUGAGCAGAGAGGAAAUAUUAGUGGAGAAGGCAAUGGAAAGUUGUGCUUUUCGAACCGUCAUGAGUGGAGUCGCUGGUUACGGAUUUGGAGCAGUUAUGGGCUUGUUUUUAGCCUCUGUAGGUCCACAGGCAACUAUGAUAGAACCUGAAAAACAGACUGUUAAAAUGGUGUUGCAGGACAUGAAAGGAAGAAUGUUGUCAAAUGCAAAAAGUUUUGCCAUACUAGGAGCAAUGUUUGCUUGUACAGAAUGUGCUCUUGAAUCGUACCGUGGUAAAAGUCACUGGACAAAUGGUACUUUAGCCGGUGGAAUAGUUGGUGGUGUUAUUGGACUACGAGCUGGUCCUCGGGCUGGUCUUUGGGGUGCAACUGGAUUUGCUGCUUUUUCAACUUUGCUUGAUUACUAUUUCAGAAUGUAGUUUUAUUAUACUUUCGUUUAAACUUUUGUGUUCAAUAGAUGCCUAUCUUUGUUAUACUCAUCGCUCAUCAUUCGUGAAUUGCCCAUCUUGGGAUCCCACUGUGAAAUUAGAACAUCUUUCCGAGUUUAAUAACAAAUAAUCCAUCAUAUUAAUCGGAUAGUUGCAAUUAGCAGGACCCGGUGAAUAAAGUAAAUCUCCGUUGAA
Tetranychus urticae (two-spotted spider mite) is the source of this 909-nucleotide messenger RNA. RefSeq names its product mitochondrial import inner membrane translocase subunit Tim22. Gene Ontology annotation, biological process: protein insertion into mitochondrial inner membrane. Gene Ontology annotation, molecular function: transmembrane protein transporter activity. NCBI's taxonomy places the organism in Eukaryota, Metazoa, Arthropoda, Arachnida, Trombidiformes, Tetranychidae. The record is from RefSeq and is a predicted model, not a curated record. Gene Ontology annotation, cellular component: TIM22 mitochondrial import inner membrane insertion complex.